Canis lupus familiaris (dog) is the source of this 4559-nucleotide messenger RNA. It is a transcript of the gene NPNT, whose product is annotated as nephronectin. Lineage: Eukaryota; Metazoa; Chordata; Mammalia; Carnivora; Canidae. The transcript is spliced from 14 exons. Gene Ontology annotation, molecular function: calcium ion binding. Bases 69 to 1913 code for a protein of 614 amino acids. Gene Ontology annotation, cellular component: membrane. The record is from RefSeq and is a predicted model, not a curated record.
CCUUCGACAGCGGCUGCGGGCGCGGCGGGGAGCGCGGCGGGGAGCGCGGCGGGGAGCGGGCGCCCGGCAUGGGUCUCCUCCUGGCGCUGCUGCUCGGCUCCUCGCUCUACCUGCAGGCGGCCGCCGAGUUCGACGUGAGGUGGCCCAGGCAAAUAGUGUCAUCAAUUGGCCUAUGUCGUUAUGGUGGGAGGAUUGACUGCUGCUGGGGCUGGGCCCGCCGGUCCUGGGGACAGUGUCAGCCUUUCUACGUCUUAAGGCAGAGAAUAGCCAGGAUAAGGUGCCAGCUCAAAGCUGUAUGCCAACCACAGUGCAAACAUGGUGAAUGUAUUGGACCCAACAAGUGCAAGUGUCAUCCUGGAUAUGCUGGAAAAACCUGCAAUCAAGAUGAACACUUCUACCCAACUCCUCUUGACCAAGGCAGUGAACAGCCUCUUUUGCAACCCCUGGAUCAUCAAGCCACAAGUUUACCUUCAAGGGAUCUGAACGAGUGCGGUCUGAAGCCUCGGCCCUGCAAGCACAGGUGUAUGAACACUUAUGGCAGCUACAAGUGCUACUGUCUCAACGGAUAUAUGCUCAUGCCAGAUGGGUCCUGCUCAAGUACCCUGACAUGCUCCAUGGCAAACUGUCAGUAUGGCUGUGAUGUUGUCAAAGGACAGAUCCGGUGCCAGUGCCCCUCUCCCGGCCUCCAGCUGGCUCCUGAUGGGAGGACCUGUGUGGAUGUUGAUGAAUGUGCUACUGGAAGAGCCUCCUGCCCUAGAUUUAGGCAGUGUGUCAACACUUUCGGGAGUUACAUCUGCAAGUGUCACAAAGGCUUCGACCUCAUGUACAUUGCAGGGAAAUAUCAGUGUCACGAUAUAGAUGAAUGCUCUCUUGGUCAGUAUCAGUGCAGCCGCUUUGCUCGAUGUUACAACAUACACGGAUCCUACAAGUGUCAAUGUAAAGAUGGAUACCAGGGGGACGGACUGAACUGUGUGUAUAUUCCAAAAGUCAUGAUUGAACCUUCAGGUCCAAUUCAUGUACCAAAGGGAAAUGGUACCAUUUCAAAGGGUGAUGGAGGACACAGCAAUUGGAUUCCUGAUGUUGGAAGUACAAGGUGGCCUCUGAAGACACCAUAUAUUCCACCUGUUAUUACCAACAGACCCACUUCUAAACCCACAACAAGACCUACACCAAGGCCAGCACCAGAGCCUACCCCACCUCCACCCACAGAACUCAGAACAUCUCCACCAGCAACAGCUCCAGAAAGCCCAAGCGCCAAACUGACUCCUGUAGCACCAGUUGCCACUACAUCUUCAAGAUGGAUUACAGUUGAUAACAGGAUACAGACAGAUCCUCAAAAACCGAGAGGAGAUGUGUUCAUUCCACGGCAGCCUUCAAAUGACUUGUUUGAAAUAUUUGAAAUUGAAAGGGGAGUCAGUGCAGAUGAUGAAGCAAAGGAUGAUCCAGGUGUUCUGAUACACAGUUGUAAUUUUGACCAUGGGCUUUGUGGAUGGAUCAGGGAAAAAGACAGUGACUUGCACUGGGAACCAGUCAGAGAUCCAACAGGUGGACAGUAUCUGACAGUGUCGGGAGCCAAAGGCCCAGGGGGAAAAGCCGCUCGCUUGGUGCUACCUCUCGGCCACCUCCUGCAUUCAGGGGACCUGUGCCUGUCGUUCAGGCACAAGGUGACUGGGCUGCACUCCGGCACGCUCCAGGUGUUUGUGAGAAAACACGGUGCCCACGGAGCAGCCCUGUGGGGAAGAGAUGGUGGCCGUGGCUGGAGGCACACACAGAUCACCUUGCGAGGGGCUGACGUCAAGAGCGUCAUCUUCAGAGGUGAAAAGAGGCGUGGCCACACUGGGGAGAUUGGAUUGGAUGAUGUGAGCCUGAGAAAAGGCCACUGCUCCGAGGAACACGAGCAACUUCCCAACUAGCAAUGAAUUGCCCUGUUGCUCUUUUCUUUUUCCAAUCUUCACCUCCUAUCCCCUCCUCCCUCUUAUCAGGCCUAGGAUACGCAGGGGUCAGUGGGUCAGGAGAAAGUCGGGUGGGUGACCCACACCUUGCUGGCCUGCUUUUGUGCAAUUCCAAUGAAAAGUGACGUCCCCUUGAAAUACAAGGGGGGUGCCUGUAGACACAUCCAAGCCAGCUUUGGGUGUUAUCCUCCAUCCUUGUCUCUUUAGGAAGGCCUUUGACAUGUGUGCCAUCCUUCGUCCCAGUUACGAGGUAUUCCUAGUAGCAAAUGAUGGGAGAAGUUUGCAAAAGAAAUCUGUGCAAAUGGCCAUUCUGUUAGCUGUUCAGUGUUGUACCACGAGUAGUAUUGACUUCCCCUAAGAUAUGUUGUACAAUGUGCUUGUGAAAUUGGUUUCUCCCUUUAGCCUGUUAGCUCUGGCCUGACCUGAACUCUGACUUUUACUGCCAUUCACUUUAUAAAAGAAGGGUGUGUAACAUAUCAAGAUGCAUUUAUUUCUCGUUAUCUGUAUUUUUCUUUUAAAGAUGAUUAUGUAGAGUGGGCACGAAAUCCCUCGUUAGUAGUAUUGUGUUUUGUGUAAAUGUGCUAUUGGUAUUAAGUAGUUAUGUCUUCCUAGUAUUUACAGACUCUAGUUGCAAGGGAAAAGGCAGCUUGUGAUUUCUUGAAUUAAAAACUACCCAGUGAAAUGUCGUCCAGCUCCAUGACCUUAUUUUGGCCACAAGAGAAAAUUGGAAGAGAUGUCAGGGGUGGAAGUGGAGGGAUGAAUUUUUUUCAUGGCCUUGAUUCUGAUCACUGUAAAGGAUAGUGAACCAUUCAGGUAGACGAGAAGCAGCAGUUAACAUAUAAAACCCUCGCUGUUUCAGGUUAUACUUUAAAGCCAACAGUUUUACAAUAACAUGGCUCUCUUUGGUCAUCUGUAAAAAGCUCUGUAAAAGUUCUGCUUGUUUCAGAGAAAAGAUUCUGUUUAUGGAAGGGUGAGGGGAAGCUCUGUGGGAACAGAUUUUCAUGCUACCUUUUAAGUCCAUAUACAUUUAGGCAGGUCUAGCUCAUUACUUAUGUGCCUCUUGUCAGAAGGGGAUAGGAAGCAGGUCCUAUGCUGGGAGGCAUUAUUUUGUUGGAUUCACACACGCAUUGGAGCAAGAGGACAAGAUUGGAAUUCUCAGAUCUAGGAACCCCCAACUACAUUUCCUUCCUGGAUAUUUUACCUUUAUAUUAAAAAAAAUACACAACUUUAAUGAGGCAUCUUACUCCUGAGGCUUUUCUUCAUUUCUGAUUAAGUAAUCAAACUAUUUUCUGCUGUUUUUGCCAGGAAUCACAAAGAUGAUUAAAGGGUUGGAAAAAAAGAUCUAUGAUGAAAAAUUAAAGGAACUGGGAUUAUCCAGCGUGGAGAAGAGAAGACUGAGGGGCAAACCAUUGCUGGUUUUCAAGUGUAUGAAUGGUUGGUACAGAGAGGAUGGUGACCAGCUGUUCUCCAUAUGUGCUAAGAAUAGAACAGGAGGAAACAGGCCUAGACUGGAGUGUGAGGGGCCAUUUCCUGGCAGGGACAAUUAUUAAAUUAGAAUCCUUUGUUUAAGAAAAAAAAAAGUGAAUCUCUGUCUCUCUCCCUCUCUUUCUCUUCUGUCUCACUUUCUUUGAGGCUUUUUAAAAAUUAGAUAAAAAUCUGUUUAUUUAAGAUGGCUACAGAUGUUCUUAUGUCAAGGUGGAAUAACAGAUUACGGAAUCUUCCAAAAGACGUUUUGAUCCUCUAACUACGUAAUGAAAAUCUUCAAAACUGAGUCAUUCGGAUGAGGCCAAGGUCUAAUUUAGGCAUUUACCCCUUGGUCCCUAAUGGAGGAGAAUCAAAAGGGGAAAAAGCCCACCAAAUGCAGAGCUCACUAAAAGAUCUAUGGCAAACCCAGCAGGAUUAAAACAGGAAAACAAAUCUCAGUAUUCUUAAGAGUAUGAUGGACAUGUAUUUUAGUAUCUUAAUAUUGUAAUGUGGUUGGGUUCAUUUUUUUUUUUCUUGAUAUCCCUUUCACUUGCUUAGUGGAUGGUAUUUCGGGUUUUUAAAGAGACCAUAAUAAAGAACAGAAGUUGGAGAGUUUUUUGUCUGGUGCGUUCUCUCUGCAAUGUGUGUGACCACUUCACAUGGCCACUGAUGAAGAGUGCCAUGUUCAACACCUCUGUCAGGGUCUUUGCUUCACCUAACCACUGUGAUUAAGUUUCUUUAUCAAUUGGAAUUUGCCAGGUUCCACAAAAUGGUAAUUUUUUUUUUAAAUAGUUACAGUAGGGUAUCUUUGGUUAUUUAACUUGGUGGAGGCAGGACCGGAGCUGGAUGUAAAUCAGUGAGCCUUUGAGUAGGGGCCAGGCAGUAGGGCUUUAGAUCCAUUGUUAAUGAUUCAUUUCCUUUGUGGUCCUAUAACUGCACAACUGAAAAGGAAAAGGGGGAAAUCGUUGAAAAUGUCACUUUUAGGUGCCAAUAAUACAUUGCACUAAACUGACAGAAGUUAUCCAGAGUACUGUAUGACAUCUUGUUUAUUAUUUAAUGUUUUCUAAAGUGAAAAAUGUUAGUGGUUUUCCAAACAGCCAAAUAAAAAUAAUUCUUUGUAAAUAAAAGCACUAUUAAAUGAUA